CCAAGAAUCCCUAAUGUAAGUACACAAUUCUACAGACAAUUGUAUACAUACACAUACACAUACAUGUUAUGUGUAUCAAGAACAUGAAGAUUCAAAGAUAGUAGUCAUGGUGGAUCGGGGAAGAAGUGUUGUGGUUUUUUGGGUUGUGUUCUUUUUACUGUUUAACUCUAGUCUUGAGCAAUUGAAUGUGCCAUUGAGUUUGUGGGUAGAAAGAUUGGCUUUGCUUCAACUGAGAUCGUCAUUAGGGUUGAGGACAAAGGAGUGGCCUAUAAAGCAUGACCCUUGCUUAAACUGGACUGGUAUUCAAUGCUUUAAUGGUAGAGUCAUUGGGAUCAAUAUUUCCGGGUUUAAGCGCACCAGAAUUGGUAGCCAAAACCCCCUAUUCUCUGUUGAUGCUCUUUCAAAUUUCACUCUGUUGCAGUCCUUUAAUGCUUCCAGGUUUGCACUUCCUGGUCCAAUUCCUGAAUGGUUUGGAAGUAGGCUUGUUUCACUCCAAGUGCUCGAUCUUCGCUCUUGUUCAAUUGAUAAUGUAAUACCUUCUAGUUUUGGAAAUUUAACUAAUCUUUCUGCUUUGUAUUUAUCUGGUAAUAGGCUUACUGGGUUAAUUCCUUCUAGUUUGAGUCAGUUGUCGCGCCUUUCAGUUCUUGAUCUCUCUCGAAAUUUGCUUACUGGAUCCAUUCCUCCGUCUUUUGCCCCACUUGGAAAUCUUACUUUGCUUGACAUGUCUUCGAAUUACUUGUCUGGGACAAUUCCACCAGGUAUUGCAAAAUUGUCCAAGCUUCAAUUCUUGAAUCUUUCUCGGAAUGCUUUCGCUUCUUCGAUACCUGUACAACUGGGUGACCUUUCUAGUCUGGUUGACCUUGAUCUUAGCUUCAAUUCUUUGUCUGGGUCAGUGCCAUCCAAUUGGAGAGGGUUGAGGAAUUUGCAAAAAAUGGUAAUUGGGAACAAUUUGCUCACUGGCUUGUUGCCAGGUAAUUUGUUUCCUCCUUUGACUCAGCUGCAGUUUGUUGUUCUAAAUCACAACAAUCUCACCGGUGAUCUACCUGAUGUAUUCUGGUCAAUGCCUGAAUUGCGAUUUCUUGAUGCCUCUGCCAAUAAUCUCACUGGGACUCUACCCAACCUUAGUUCAAAUGCUAAUACUACCACUGCAGUCUUCAACCUCUCCCAGAAUAUGUUUUAUGGAGGUCUUACAUCCAUAAUCAGGAGGUUCAGUUUUAUUGAUCUGUCCAUGAAUUAUUUCGAAGGCAAGGUUCCAGAUUACGCCCAUGGUAAUGUGUCUUUGAACGUAAAUUGUCUCCAAAACGUGUCAAGCCAAAGGACUAUGGUGGCAUGUGCAUCAUUCUAUGCUGAAAGGGGCCUGACAUUUGAUAAUUUUGGAUUACCAAAUGCCACGCAGCCUCCGCCUCCUCCAUCCAAAAAGGGAAGCCACAGAACCUUAAUCAUAUUGGCAGGAGUUUUGGGGGCUUUGGGAUUGAUUGUACUGGUGGCGAUUGUGCUGACACUGCUGAUCAUCUGCAUGCGUAAGAGGGGAACAACGACCCAAAGAGGCACCGGUGUGGGGCCCAUUCCAACAGGUGGAAGUCCAUCACCUCCUGGAGUGCCUUUGGACUUUUCAAGUCUGGGAGAAGCAUUUACAUAUCAGCAGAUUCUCCAAGCCACGGUUGACUUCAGUGAUGCAAACUUCAUUAAACAGGGUCAUUCUGGCAAUCUUUUCCGGGGCAUCCUUGAAGGUGGGAUCCCUGUAGUAAUCAAAAGAAUUGAUUUGCAUUCGGUGAAAAAGGAAGCAUACACGUUAGAGUUGGACUUUUUCAGUAAGGUUUCUCAUCCCAGAUUCAUCCCUCUCCUGGGACAUUGUUUGGAGAAUGAGCACGAGAAGUUUCUGAUUUACAAACAUAUGCCAAAUGGAGACUUGUCAGAUUCUUUGUUUAAGAAAACCAAUUCGGUCGAUGACCCUUUAGAGUCGUUGGAUUGGAUAACAAGACUAAAAAUUGCAAUAGAAGCUGCAGAAGGUCUCUCUUAUCUGCAUCAUGAAUGCACUCCUCCCCUUGUUCACAGAGAUGUUCAAGCCAGCAGCAUUCUUCUUGAUGAUAAAUUUGAAGUGCGGUUAGGGAGCCUAAGUGAAGUCUGUGCGCAAGAAGGGGAAAAUCAUCAAAACAGAAUUACCAGGUUGCUGCGGUUACCACAGACAUCUGAACAAGGCUCGUCUGGUACACCUACAGCAACAGGUGCCUAUGAUGUGUACUGCUUUGGGAAGGUGUUGCUUGAACUGGUAACAGGCAAGCUGGGCAUAAGUGCAUCCAGUGAUGCCACCAUGAAGGAUUGGUUGGAAGGGACACUACCAUACAUCAGUAUAUAUGACAAGGAACUCGUGACAACUAUUGUGGACCCAUCUCUAGUGAUCUAUGAGGAUUUAUUAGAGGAAGUUUGGGCCAUGGCCGUUGUUGCAAAGUCUUGCCUCAAUCCCAAGCCUUCAAGGCGGCCCCUAAUGAGAUACAUCCUUAAAGCUUUAGAAAAUCCUUUGAAAGUGGUGAGGGAUGAAAACACUAGCUCUGCGAGGCUUAGAGCUACGUCCUCUAGAGGGUCGUGGAAUGCUGCUCUGUUUGGUAGCUGGCGUCAUAGCUCAUCAGAUGUGGUGGCCAUUCCAGCAGCCCCCAGUAACAAAGCAGGAGGGAGUAGCUUUAAACAGUCGGGAACUACAGGUUCUGAAGGAAGUGGUCAGAAUGGUGAAGGGGGCAAUUCAUCCUCGACUAGGCGGCAUUCCAAGGAGAUUUUCCCUGAACCACCACUGGAUGUGCAAGAUUUAGAGGGCAAAUGAGGACUAGGGGAGAGGUCAAUUGUUCUUAAUUUUUUUGUCAAUAACACAGCAGGCUCCCCAUUUGAGUGCCUUGCUUGUUUGCUUGUUGGUAACCCAGCAUACUCUUCUCCAUUCUGGAGUUCUGGGGUUGCAGGCCAUUUUUGUUCGUUCUUGGGGUGUUCAGAAGGUGCACAGCCCCCACUGAUGGGGAAUGGAAACUGAAAUAUGGAGGGUUUUCUUGUUUCCAAGAGCAGCAAGGCGAUGUCAAAUUGUUCUUGGGUUUUUGACUUUGAGACUAAAUGGAAACAGAAACACAGCAGGGAUUGUGAGUGGUUGUCCUUGUUUGCUAUUUGUUUGAGUGCUUGUUUGACAGAUAAACAAGCUACAAUUUUUCUGUAAUUGAUCUUUGUAGUCUUGUGGAAUGUAAAUUGUAGGGGCCCUGGCGCUUCCAAUUUUGGGGGGGAAAUAGAAGAAUGAUUAUUUGAGUUAUUUUGAGUUUAUUAAUUGCCUUGGUGACAGAAGGCUCGUUAUACUGGGCUGUCUUUUUUAGUUUCCCCUGGUACCUGUG
Molecule: messenger RNA, 3362 nt
Organism: Ilex paraguariensis (yerba mate)
Lineage: Eukaryota; Viridiplantae; Streptophyta; Magnoliopsida; Aquifoliales; Aquifoliaceae
Source: the annotation of a GenBank genome assembly